Messenger RNA from Nanorana parkeri, 590 nucleotides. RefSeq names its product poly [ADP-ribose] polymerase 15-like. Gene Ontology annotation, molecular function: NAD+ poly-ADP-ribosyltransferase activity; transcription corepressor activity. Lineage: Eukaryota; Metazoa; Chordata; Amphibia; Anura; Dicroglossidae. Gene Ontology annotation, biological process: negative regulation of gene expression. The transcript has 3 exons. The record is from RefSeq and is a predicted model, not a curated record. The coding region runs from base 16 to 582 and encodes 188 amino acids. Gene Ontology annotation, cellular component: nucleus; cytoplasm.
ACACACUGGGAGACGAUGGGUAAGACCCCUGUGAUGGAGGUGGAUGUCGCUCCCGGGACUUCUGAAUACACCACUGUACAGCAGAAAUUCCAGCAAAGCUGCAGAAACAUAAUACUGAAGAUUCAGCGUGUACAGAACAGAGAUCUCUGGCUCAACUACCAGAUAAAGAAGCAGAACAUCGACUCCAAGAACGGCUCCACCAACAACGAGAAAGAGCUUUUCCAUGGAACCGACGCCAACUCCAUCCAGCAUGUCAAUCAUAACGGAUUCAACCGGAGCUACGCAGGGAGACAUGCUGCUGCUUUUGGAAACGGAACAUAUUUUGCAGUACAUGCAAGUUACUCUGCUAGCAGUGCAUACGCCAAACCUGAUGCAAAUGGGCAGAAACACAUGUACCUGGCCCGCGUCCUCACCGGACAAUACUGUCGUGGACAAGCUGGGAUGAUAAUACCUCCUACCAAAAGUACAGCCAAUGUCACCGACCUGUAUGACAGCGUGACCGAUAACAUCCACAACCCUUCAAUGUUUGUGAUAUUUAAUGACAUCCAGGCCUACCCCGAAUAUCACAUCACCUUCCAGUGAUGAUGUAU